Molecule: messenger RNA, 1270 nt
Organism: Condylostylus longicornis
Lineage: Eukaryota; Metazoa; Arthropoda; Insecta; Diptera; Dolichopodidae
Product: protein draper
Exons: 7
Coding region: 87-1115 (342 amino acids)
Source: RefSeq, a predicted model, not a curated record
UAAUAUUAAAAUUAAUUUCUAAGUAAAAAUUUGUAAAAUAAAUUUAAAAAUUAAAUACACUUGGAAAUUAAUUAUUUAAAUUAAUCAUGAAUUUUAUAACAAAAUCUUUGAUAUUUUUUGCAAUAAUUUGCUUAACUAAUUUUGGGAAUUGUGAAGAAAUUUCAGAUUUAGUUGAUUUUUCAUGUAAAACAACAUCAGAUUGUUCAGAAUUUGCAAAAGCAUUUCAAAAUACAACUUGUAUAAAUCAAGAAUGUAAAUGUUAUAAUCAAAAUUUUGAAGAAGUUCGUUGUGAACCUCCUCCAGAAUCAUUUUACAAUAAUAUCAUAGGUGGUGGUUGCCCAUGUACCCAACAGAAUUCUGAAUGUAAUACUAAAACACAAAUUUGUUAUUGCGAGAAAGGAUAUCAGGCGACUCAAGACAAACGGCGUUGUAUUAAAAAAAGUGUUCUACUCGGCGAAGCAUGUGAGGAUGAUUCACAAUGUAUUUAUCAGGAAAAGUUCUCUGAAUGUAGUUUAAAAGAGAAGAAAUGUAUGUGCCAAAAAGAUUUCAUAGAAUUUAAUAAAGGCUGCAUAUCAGUUGUUAAUCUUGAAGAACACUGUGAAAGUAAUGAUCAAUGUAAUAAGAAAACAAAUCAUUCAAUUUGUGCUUUGAAAAAAUGUGCCUGCAAUACAGAUUAUGUAGCAAAUUUAGAGAAAACAAAAUGUUUACCAGGUGUCGGACAUGAUGGUAUUUGUUCUGAAGAUAAUCAAUGUAAAUUAGUAUUGGGUGUUGGAUCAAUUUGUGAUAGUGGAUUAUGUUCAUGUGAUAUUAAACAUAAAUUAUUAGAAACUAAAUCGAAAACGGAUGGUAAAGUACAUUAUACAUGUGAAAAGGAAAUUCGUUAUGGAGAUUAUUGCUACGAACAUACAGACUGUUAUACUUUUAAAGAUAAUUCAGGUGAACAAUCAAUGGAAUGCUUUCAUGGAGAAUGUGCUUGUCGACCAGAUUUUACACUUAAAAAUGGUACAUUUUGUGUAGCAAGCGGUGCACAUACCAUAGGAAAUAUUCAAUUUGCUUCAAUAUUGAUUGGAAUUUCAUGUUUAUUAAUAUCAAUUUUUUGGAAAGAUUCCGCAUAAUUAAUUGUUAACAUCUUGUAUGAUGGAUGAAGAGCUAGUAGCACAAUUUAAAGGAUAAACAUUUAUUUGAAAAAUAUAUUAUACAUUUAAUCUUUAUUGAAUUAAUAUUGAAUUUAAAUAAAUAUGUAUAUAUAUGUACAUUUUGUACUCGUUUA